Messenger RNA from Sitophilus oryzae (rice weevil), 6193 nucleotides. RefSeq lists its product as uncharacterized. NCBI's taxonomy places the organism in Eukaryota, Metazoa, Arthropoda, Insecta, Coleoptera, Curculionidae. Gene Ontology annotation, cellular component: membrane. The record is from RefSeq and is a predicted model, not a curated record. The coding region runs from base 8 to 6193 and encodes 2061 amino acids. Gene Ontology annotation, biological process: detection of mechanical stimulus. The transcript has 37 exons. Gene Ontology annotation, molecular function: protein binding; calcium channel activity.
AUUAUAAAUGUCAAAAACUUUAUACUCUCCAAACAUGAUAUUUGAACUAAUAUUAUUCAUUUUUGGUAUUAUCGCUCUUGGUCAUAGCCAAAAAACUUGCAGUAACCAAAAUGCCCUAAAGCUGACAUGCUAUACUAAUCGAUUGCAAGUUGUAACUACAGCAACCCGUCUAAAAAGAAACGAAAAACUUAUUUUCCGGAUUGAACAGAAUCCUGGAAGUUGCGAUUUUGACAUUGAAGAGUUUCAUCUGGUUACUAUACCGCCAUUUUCGGCAACUACUACUGAUAAAGAUUUAAUAUUAAAGCAAGAAAAGAUAAAUGUUAAGUAUAGUUUUAUUCCUGAAUAUCGGUUUACAAGUGGAGCUGCUACUCUAAAAGUGUUUCCUGUAUAUAAUAAUGCCAUAGUGGCUAAUCCAGCUACGUGUUCUUUUAAUGUGGAUCCUGCACCACCAAAAGCAAUAAUUAGAGGUGAAACAAUACAGGUUUAUCCAGCUGACAAAGAAACUACAAUUGAUGGAAGCGAUUCGGAAAAUAUGGACGAGGAAACCAAUAAGACAAAAGAUCUAUUUUUUGAAUGGUCUUGUACAGAACUCAGUGGACAAGUAGUUAAUUUUUGUACAAAGAGCUAUACGGACACAUUUAAAAAUAAGCCUAAGCUCAUUAUACCGCCAUCAGCAGCACAGAUAAGGUACAACUAUAGAAUCGACUUGGAAGUAUACGUGAAAACACGUGCAAACCUAGUACGGACCAAUCAAAUGGUUCAGUUUGAUGCUAAUCCGGAUAUGCUUCAAAUACUAUGCCGUAAAAAUUGUGUUCCCUUAACUAGAAAAUCACUCACUUCGUUACCGGUUAUCUUACACGGAAUGUGUGAAAAGUGCGGACUGGAUGACACUAAACACUUAUCCUGGACUAUAGUGGAUGAGGGUGGUGAUGAAUCAGUAGACUACAAGAGGUUAAAAAAUCGAAUCGGUGGAGAAUUUUAUUUACAGUCAGACAGCCUUCAAGAGGAUACAACGUAUAUCGUAACCUGCGAAUUAGAAGGUGAAAGUGAGCUGAAAUUAUCCAGAAGUUUUACAUUAACUACAAGCCAGCCGCCAAUAUUAAAAGAUUGCUCAAUCGACCCUCCAAGUGGUGUAUCUUUUCAAACCAAAUUUUCUGUUUUCUGUUUAUAUUCCAUUGGAGAUCAGCAUUUCGAAAUAUUUACAGUUCACAAAGAAAAACGUUCAUUCUUAGCUAGAGUAAACCACUUGUACGAAACCAGGUUUUCUUUGCCCCCUGGACGAAUUACUGUUUUAAUAAAAUUAAUGGAUGAGUAUGGAUACACUCAUGAAGAAAAACUGACUGUCCAGGUCGAAGAAUAUUUACACUUAGAUGGAAAAUCGGCCGAAGAAGUCAACAAAAUCGUCAGUAAGGCAGUCAAGGACGUUAUAAGAGACGCAAAAAGUGGAAAGAAAGGAAUGGCUAUACAAAAAUUGUCUGGAGUCGUGGACUCAUAUUCGAAUUUAAGUAAAAUUAAUAAAGAAAUUAAAAAGAAACUGGAUGAAAGAGCAUUUGAUGCUCUCGAAAUGAUAGGAGUAACUUCACCUGAAACAGCCCGACAAGCACUGGAUCUUCUCUCGAAAAUAACCAAGGAAUAUGAGGAUAAACCCGAUCCAGAUAUAGCAGCUCGAGCCGCAAGCUUAUGUGUAGAAGCUGGAUCUUUUUACAAAGAACUUGCAAAAAUAUUGCCAAAUCCAGAAUUGGAAAAGGAACAACUGGUCUCCACAGUGAAAUCUAUGGCGAUUUGUUCUCAAGUAGCCUUAAAUGACAACUUAGAAGCUGUGAUAUCGGCAGCAGUGGACGUAACAGUAGAUUUAAGUACAUCUGGACAAAUGGUAACAGAAAAAAUACAAAUUGAAGAGUCUUACGCCGAUUACACGGAUGAUACUAAUUCUUCAGAGAAUAUUUCAAAGUUUGGAAGAGCAGCACAAAUUUUGGAAACUCUUUGUUUCUCCAGCUCAAAAAUAAUUAGUAAAACUAUGGUCCCCGAGGAAGACCCCAUCAUUAGUAAAGAAGGUUCUUUGACAAUUGUAUCAGUUCGCAGGUACAGUGAAGUAAUGCGAGAGACCAAUAUCAGCAUAGGUAAAAUGCUCCUGAGUCCAUCGAAUGAUUUUUCUAAACAAGCGAAGACUUCGGUAUUUGAUAUUUUACUUUGUGUAACCGACAAAAAUCCUUUUUGGUAUAUCGACAACAUAACCCUUUCAUCCUCCGUAGUAUACGUUCGGUUUGAAAAAUCGAAAUAUAAACCGAAAAAGUACACGGAGAAGCGUAGUGUAAUUGACGAUAGUUCAGACGGCAAAGUUACGGAUUUCAACGAUCCUUUCAUUUUAUCUUUUGCAAGAGACAAAACUGUCACAGCGAAAUUAAUACAAUCAGUAGAGGACAAAUUACCCACAAAAUCAAUUUCCGAACUUAACAAGGAAACAUUCUACGAUAUGAUAUCUGUCCAUCGGAUAUAUUUAUUCAAAAAUAGAGGAUUUAAAAUCACGUUUACCGAUAUACCAUCUGAACACUAUUAUGACAUCGUUCUUACUGAAAUGGAGAAACCAACUUACGCUUUUUUCAAGAAACACUAUUUAACCAUCUCACAAACAGAUAAAGAAGUUAAGAAUAGAGAAACACCUGAUUAUGACAGAUGGUAUUACCUUACAUUAUUACCCAGCAAAAAUAUGAGUAGUGCUUCAGGAACGAAUUACAAAUUUAGUGCUUCCACUGCAGCUUGCUUUGGAUGGAAUAAAACUACUAAAUUUUGGAUAUAUGCCUGUCAUGGAUUUGACGAAGACAAUGGUAACCUUACCUGCUUGUGUCAUAAUGGAACCAUACUUACACCGUACGUUUCGAGCAACAGAGUCAAUUUGGUGGAAGAUAUCGAGAUUGAAUUUGAAUUAGAAAUUCAAACCUGCUGGAUUAUAUUUAUUACUAUUUUGACAAUAUUUUUCUUCUUCCUAGCUGUCCUGUUUUUUGCUUCGUUUGAGGAGAAGCCUAACAUACUUAAAAAAGUUUAUUUCGUUGGAGAUGUUCCUAAUUUUUUCAAAUUUGCUUACAUUAUCGUCGUAACGACCGGAAGAAGAAGACAUUCAGGUACAACAUCAAAUAUCACCAUGAAGCUUCAUGGAACGAAAUCAGAAAGUUUUGAACAUGUUUUAAAUUAUCCAGAUCCAGAAUUGAUGAUGUUACAGCGAAGUCAAGACACAUGGUUUGUUAUAGCCACUGAUAAAUCUUUAGGUGAUAUAGAAAAAGUAACCGUUUGGUUUGAUUCAAUAGGAAAUAAUACAAGAUGGUACUGCUCAAAAAUUGAUAUUUACGAUGUGCAAGGAGAAAAAUUAUUUCACUUUAAAAUAAAUAGAUGGUUUAACGUUAUGGAAAGCAAUCAGGAUUUUCAUGUAUUUGAUAUAAAAGAUUGCGCAAGUACGACAGAUUUGGAAAAGGAUGCUGACAAUAAAGAUAAAAUGAUUAGAGCCAUUGGAAAUCUUGUAAAAAGUGUCAACGAUAAUGUAAAUGUAUGGAACUUAAGCUUGGAGCAUCCAUUUUUCAUGCUGAAAGAAAGACUGUCAAUAAUUUUCUCUAAUAUAAUGGUCAUCUCUGUUCUCGUCAUGUUUAUGUACAAUGUUCCAAAGUUUGACGAAAGCGACAGCAUAGAAGAGAACGAAUUCAGUUUCAGCCUCAAGCUAAUAUGGAUACCUUUUAUUGCCAGUGCGAUAGCAUUUUUAUAUUAUUGCCCAUUAAUAUAUUUACUUGAAAUGGCAAAACUUAAAUUCAAAACCAGAAUUAGAUUUUUCAAGAGGAUUUUAGAAAUUUGUUGGAUCCUAUUAAUAAUUCCAAUAAUCAUUUCAAUUACACUUAUGAUUAUUUGUGGAUUUUGGAUACCUCAUAAUACCAGCAUGCUUUGUUUGGUGUCCAUACUAAUUGGGACACUUAUGACUGGUUUAAUUUUCCAAAAUGUAACAACAAUUUUCCUGAGCAUCUUUAUCAGGCUUCCUGAGUUGGCGAAAUAUAUUUCUAAUACUAAAAAAAGAAUAAUCGAGUUUGUAGAACUGCAAAGACUUUUUAUUUAUAAAAGGUUUGGAUCAAUGGCUCUCAGACCAUAUUUUCAACAUUUUUACAGUUCACUGGACAACUUAACAUUGAAAGAAAAAAAGAAAUGGGAAACGUCGAAGAAAAGUAUCGUUCAAUUACUGGAAGAUCUUUUCAUGAUAUCUUCUUACGUAUUUUUUCUCUAUCUGGUAUUGUUGUUAGACAAAAACUCAAUGGAGGUGUACAGUCACACGGAAAUACAGAGACUGGUUUCUGGGAAGUAUUUGGGUAAAGAAAUGGAGGUCGAAGUGUAUCAAGACAUUUUUAAGUAUAUUAAAGAAAUAUUAAUACCAUCGUUCCAAUCGUAUCUAUGGUAUGGAAGAUAUCUGCAAAUCGAUCCAGGGAUGACCAGGGAUUUUCAUAAUAAAUAUCUGGGUAUUAUGCGCCUAAGGCAACAUCGUACGAAGACCGCAAGAUGUCGCAUUCCUGAGCAGUUAAGAUUUUUAAAUAUUACGUGCCGGCCACCGUUUGAUCGGGAGAAAGAAUUCGGAGAUUUUUUUAGAAAUUGGGAAACUUUAAAACCAAUCCACACAGAUAGCAAUGAGAGAAUGGCGCAUACAUGGGACUAUUCUUCAUCUGGAGUAACAGGAACAUCAACAUACGUUGGUGACUUGGCUCUAUAUCCCGGAGGAGGUUACGUAGCUCCUUUGGGACGAACAGUAGUAAAUUCCCACAUAAAUAUGUUUUAUUUAAAGAAAUAUAAAUGGCUAGAUCUGAAAACCAGAGCCGUCUUCAUAGAAUUUCUCACUUACAAUCCUAACUGUAACUUAUUCAAUACUGUACAGGUUGUUUUUGAAAUUGGAGCAUCUGGCUACGUCACUCACAGAUUUGAGAUUCAAACAAGAAGGUUACUUGUUGUUGAGAGCGAUUUUAGAGGCCCCCAAGUUGUAUUUGUGUGUUUCGGUUUGGUUCUCCUUCUGCUUACGGUCCGAGUGACUUAUAAGAUGAUCAAGAAAGGUAAAAAAUUCUUUUCAGAUGCCUUGGAGGUCUUUGAUGUGAUCAUAGUUCUCUUAAGUAUGGCCUCGAUAUAUUUAUUCAUCAAUCGGAUAGCACAGUUAAACAUUUAUCUGACAAAACUGUCGGAAUCGAAGAACAACGAGUUUGUCAAUUAUUUUCAUUUAUUUGUGGCAGACAACACUUUUACAGCACUUAGUGCCAGCCUAGUGUUUUUAGCUACCUUUAGACUGUGGAAAUUAUUAAGAUUUAUGAAAAUAGUUAAGGUAAUGGAAAAAACAUUGUACCAUUCGUCAGGACCACUAUUGGCGGCUCUACUAUAUCACUCAACUUUUAUGGUAGCUUUAUCCGUAAUAGCUACGUCGUUCUUUGGAUCGGAAUCAGAAUAUUUCCGCAACUUUUACAAGAGUAUGACCACAUUGUUGCUGCUCAGCAUGAACCUAAUCGACGAUUUUCCUAUGCACCCGUUCGAGCAACAUAAAUUGGGUUCAGCCUUUUUCGUUCUAUUCGCUUUGCUGUCCAUAUAUUUCAUCAAUGUCUACAUCGUCAUCAUCACCUACUAUUAUUCUCAAGCUAAGACAUUUUACUGCAACGAAAAGGGAAUGGUACAAGAGUACCUGAAAAACAAAUGGAUUUAUUACACGACUUUGUUGAAGGUGCGCUUGACUCAACUCAGAGGAGGACAAGAUAUUCCAGAAAAUCUUAUUCAGUCAAUAUCAGUAGAUCGCUACAACGACUUAUGUAUAGUGGCGAAAAAUAGAAUGAAAGCUAUGGCUUUGAUAUCAAAAUGCGUUUUAAGAAACGAAGAAAAAUCUAGGACUAUGACUGAAGAAGAUUAUGAGCUUAUUUCAGAAGUGAUAUGGCAGUUGUUUAGAAAAGAUACGGACGAAAAAGAACUGUUCUUCAAAUGUGAGGAAGAGGAAACUGUAAAGUUUGUCGAUGAUCGAAAAAUAGAAAAGAUCGCUAGUAUAUGCGAGGAUCUUGCUAGAAAUGGGGAGGAUAUGAGCAGAAAGUUCAAAUCGAAGCGUAAGCCAUGGAUCGAAGAACGAAUCAACAGACUGAACGCUAUGAUUGAAGGUUUGAAUGUUAUAAAUCGAGUCCUUGAUAAUAUAAAAAUUAAUGUUUAA